Molecule: messenger RNA, 3008 nt
Organism: Monopterus albus (swamp eel)
Lineage: Eukaryota; Metazoa; Chordata; Actinopteri; Synbranchiformes; Synbranchidae
Gene: gmnc
Product: geminin coiled-coil domain containing
Exons: 5
Coding region: 314-1645 (443 amino acids)
Biological process (GO): negative regulation of cell cycle; negative regulation of DNA replication
Cellular component (GO): nucleus
Source: RefSeq, a predicted model, not a curated record
ACACGCACACACCUGUCUGUCACGGCUGUGGCUUUAGUGGCUGGAGGCUUUUACUCAGCCUCAGUCCGCGGUGGGUCUCACACACGAGUCUUCCUCUGUACAUCAGGAAGACUUUCUGGCCCAGGUUCAUCCAGGGUUUACGCGCAGGGAAACAAAUUUCAACCUUUCAUUCGUGCUAAUUCCGAUGCUCGGAGAGUCUGCAGAACCCUUUUACGCACAGCCUGGCGCAACACGUGCAGCCUGAAAACGGAGAUCUCAGGAAGAUUUCGGACCUCUCAUCUUCAGGAAUCCCUCUCCUCCUCCGCGUCACCUCAUGCUCCAGGACCUGGCCCUUUGCCCCGACUCUGUUGACGUUUCCAUGGCAGCCCUGGCCUCUCUUUGGGCCGGUGACCCCUGCGACCUCGGAGACAGGCAGCACGAGCCGCUGUCUGUGUGGGAGUCGCAGUGUGUUGUCAACGGCUCUCCUCCUGCUGGUCUGAUGUGGACAGAGCAGCUCUCCCCUCACCUCCACAGAAACAAACAGCUGCAGGACACUCUGCUGCAGAGAGAGGAGGAGCUGGCCAGGCUUCAGGAGGAGAACAGCAAACUCAGACAGUUCCUCAACUCGUUCUUUGUCAGGAACCUGGAGGAAAAAGCCAAGAAGCUAACCGCUGAUGGGAGGAGGAAACUGAAGAGAAACCUGGCGUACAUCCAUGAUGAUCAUUUACAGAGCUGUGGCCAGCAGCCCGUGGCCUCCCAGCACGUCAGCAAGAGAGUCUGCAGGAACCUCACUGCCGAGUUCAGUUCUGAUUCCUGUGAGACAUCCGCCUUCUCUGAACCAAACCUGGAUCUCUGGGUUCUAAGAACACUGGGACUGAAGGACCGAGACACCAUCGAUACGUCCAACGAAUCCUCAUCCUCAUCUGGAUACAACCUUAGAAGUGUAGUUUAUGACACCGCAGGCUCCAUUUCUUGCGAAUAUACUCUCAGCUCCUCUUUCAGGCCUUCAGUUGCCACCUCUAUACCUUCCUCUGUCCACAGCUACUGCCAAAGUGCGACACAUCAGGCUGAGUAUAGGUACAAUUCUGUCCAAUGCCACGAGGCAAACUGUGGUAAUCCUGCCCAGUCACCUCAGGACUGCACAACCUCUCCAGGACAAUAUGAAGGUCCUGACACUGGAAUCAGGACCUACAACACUUUUCAAUCUGCACCAGUGACAAAAGAAGUGCCCCUAGCGCAGUCACCAGACAGUGCAGAGAUCUGUUCUAUCACUGCCUCGAGUCAAGCCCAAACUCUGCAGGGGAACCCAGGAGAACAGUCAGUGUACUGGUCUUCAGUGCAGGGUGGCCGGACACCAUCACAGGACACAAACCAGUUCAGUCCACCAAAAGAAAAAGUCAGUUUCUCUCCCAUUUCAUGUGCGAGUCCAGUCACAAAUCAACCCUGGACUCCUGUCAGAGCCUUGAAACUAAAGAGCCCGUCAAAUGGAGCUCAGCCUCCUGCCACACCUCAGACGCCUCACAGCCAGACAGACUUGGCAUUCAGUAUGUCCCUCAGCCCGUCCAGCCGCGUCAAGACCCACAGCUUCCCCCAGGGACAAGCCUUCAUCAGAAAGGACACUGAGGGAAGGUGGAACUUCACCUGGGUGCCCAGACAGGGGCCCUAAGCAGCCUGGCACCUUCCCUUCAAAGGGCAUUAAAAGCGCCUGAACAAGCCUCCAGGGCCAAACCUUUAGGGCAGUGCACUAGUGAUGAACUGGUCUCUGGUUUGUUAGACUUGGCUGUAGACCUGCAGUGUGGUACUUCUUAAACAAGAUUACAGAAAUAGCAAGAUAAGAGGCCAUAAAACAUGCAAGCAGCAGUUAAUUGAAUUGCCAGUGUAAAACUGCCUUAAAACAAUCUUCACCUUUGAUUUACAGGACAUGAACUCUGGGUAGAUGAAAAGACUGCCUGCCUUCUUUUUGUUGAAACCUUAAGCCAGUUCAUGCUUUCUGCUUCUACGGUGUGCCUUCACAGUCUUUGGUGUACAAAUUACUGAAUGAUACUGACGUCAAUAUGGAUCUUAUUUUUAUAUCAUGGAAGCUAAAGGUUUGCACUUUGUUUAACGUAACUCAGCGUACUGGAGAAUUUAGCAAUUCAAGUACUGGAUACAUGGAAAAGAUUACUUGUUAAACCUUUGGUACCACGAAACUAACCAACUCUGCCGAAAUGUUCUAAACCUCAUUCCGAACUAUAUGGAAUACGGUUCAGGUCUGACAUAAACAUUUGAGGUUUGUAUGCAGUUAAUUUAAAGAAAAACACACAAUGAGUGUAAGAUUAAAAUAACAGAACUGCCUAAACUGCCACCUAAAAUAAUGAUGAUGACACCUGUGCAGAUUUGUGUCCCUUGUUAUAUCAAAGACAAUGAAAAAAGGGAUUAGGAUACAAGAUGCUGCCACAGAAUGAUAGCUGCCUCGCAACAAAAACAAACUAGCUAAUACAGAUUAGGUGUCGCCUUAAGUGACAAAAAUUACAUUAGAUACAAAUACAGCGGCUGAAUAUUAAAGCUGUCACCAUCUUUACAAAAUGUCACUGCCGUUGUCGCUAACCCCGUUUACACACCACCACCUAAAUCUUAGAAAUGAAUCUGUAGCCUUUUUAGCAUUUAGCCGUCCACUCUGACUAGCUUGUUGAGCUACGAGGUAAACACCCUGUUGAAUUUCUCACAGAGCACAUGGUCUCUUCAGUGCAGCUUCUAUUUGUACCAGACAUGUAUGAAACACUUGAACUGGUCACCACGAAUUCACGCUGCCAUAUGUGGUUAGUGGACAUUUCACAUGAAAACAAGAGUUUCAGUGUCGUCACUGUCCUGUGAGAGGAAGAACCUCAGACAGGUCGACACUUCAUGAACCAGGAGAAACUGAUGCGUUUUCAGCUUUGUGAAAAUCUUAUAGAUAAUCCAACACGUUUUAAAUCAUUUCUUUUGUUUAUAAAGUAUGAGAAUUUUCUCAACUCAAUUAAUUUGAGAAAUUCCAAAUUGGCAAAUUUCAA